Molecule: messenger RNA, 1092 nt
Organism: Aspergillus chevalieri
Lineage: Eukaryota; Fungi; Ascomycota; Eurotiomycetes; Eurotiales; Aspergillaceae
Product: regulator of G-protein signaling domain-containing protein
Exons: 1
Coding region: 1-1092 (363 amino acids)
Source: RefSeq, a predicted model, not a curated record
AUGCUGAAGAAGAAGUCUCAAAACAACCCCUCCCGCUCCUUUUGGAAUCACUCUCCUAGCUCGACUCCUGAACUGUCUCCCACAUCGUCCUCUUCCGAUAGUGAAUUCGACGAAGAGAUGGACUCUUCAUCGGGAUCCCGGCCGAUCAGCUUUUCCGUCCCGCGUGGCGCUUACUGUUCGAUGCGCCCGUCGCUGGAACAAGUCCUCACCAACACCGCUCCUCCCCCGUACACUCUCAGCGCAUUCAUGGCCUACCUUUCUCAGAACCACUGCCUCGAAACCCUUGAAUUCACCCUGGAGGCCAAGCGGUACCGGGAGACGUUUGAAGCAGUUACCCACCAGCUGGGCGAAUACCCCUCCGUCAACAUCGAUUGUCCCGAAUGCCAGCACCUGUGCAUGCUGUGGCAGCGACUCUUGACGGCAUACAUCCUCCCUGGCUCCCCUCGCGAGAUCAACGUGACCAGCGACGUGCGCGGCAACAUCCUCCGCGAGGCCGCCAUCAACCCCCCGCCUCACCCGCAGGUUCUCGACGUCGCCGUCAAGUUGAUCCAUGAACUGAUGGAGGAGUCGAUCUUCAUGCCAUUCCUCAACUCCCAUUCGACAUCCGCCUACAGCAUGCCCUCGUACUCGUCCGAGUUCUCCCCUCCUAGCGAUGACGGCGUGAUGGUGGUCGGCAAGUCGAGCUUCGAAGAGCACACGGAGAAGCGGUCUCGUUCGAAAUCGAAGCGCCUGACUCCCCCGUCGUCCGCCAAGGAACUUGGAUCGCCCUUUGUGGCGGGCAGCCACUCUAGCAAAUCCAACUUUAGCCUCAGCAUGAUGACAAGCCUGGGCAAGUCUGGUCACCGGAGUGGUCAGACGCCGAGUCCUGGUGGUAAUGACCUUUCUCUCACCGAUGAUUCGGGAUCCAACGCUAGCAUGGGAGAACUCAUGACUCCGCCGACUACUCCGCCAUCGACCGACCCGUUCCCGUUUCUCAGCCAGAGCCCCAAGAACCGCACCGAGAACCCUUGGAAGAAAAUGUCCAUGAUACUGGGGUUCAAGAAGCGCGGGAACGCGAGUCGCGACAUGAAGAUCUUUGGCAUGGACGAUUGA